AUACUAUCUCUUUGAUAUACAUUAAUUAUACUGAGACUUGUGUGACUUGUGUAUAUAUACUCGCAACUCGGCUAUUUCAAGCAUGCCGGCUGAACCUCGGCGCACGGGCCAUAUAAUAAUGCCUGCGUUUGCCUCAGGCGGCGACAUUGAAGCUCCCGACUUCGUUGAGCGCGGAUAUUCAAUUGCAUGACGAUUGUUUGCCUCAGCGCGUCUUUGAACCAGCAUCUUCUCUGACCAGGGGCAUCUUGGUCGCCUUGCCCUUGCCGUUCAUUUUCACCACCGUGUCGCGAUCCGAGCCUGGCGUCAUCGUCGCGAAGUUGCGCCUGGAGACAGUGAUUCCAUACCCUCGUGCACUUCGAUGAGUUCCGCCAUCAGCGGUUUGACCAGCUGAACAGAACUUCCUCCUACGGGAUCCUCCUUCUAACAGGUCGCGGAACGGUUUCCAAAAUGCCCGACUCUCUCCCGGAUAUCGAUUCCAUCGGCAUCAAAGCAGAUCCGCACCUCGCGGACCAGUUCAGACGAGAGGUUGCGCAACUCUUGGGACGCAACAAUCUCAGCUUCCCCGGUGCGCAACCGGUCAGUUUCUCAUCCAAGCAUAUCCUGGAACUUCAGAAGGAGGAUUACUACGUGUGCGAAAAGACGGAUGGCAUCCGUUGUCUCAUGUACUUUGCGCGCGGGGACCCGGACUCGGACGCGCCGGAAAUUCAUUAUCUGAUCGAUCGCAAGAAUGACUACCGAUAUGUGCCUGGUCUUCAUUUCCCAUUGCCUGACGACGACACGUUUCGAUCGUUCCAUGUGGAUACGCUGGUGGAUGGGGAGUUGGUGAAAGAUACGUACGAGGAUGGCACGACGCAGUUGAAGUAUCUCGUCUUCGACUGCAUGGUCUUGGACGGACAGAGCUUGAUGCAUCGGACGCUGGAUAAACGACUGGCGUAUUUCAAGGAGAAAGUGUUGAAGCCGUAUAAUGCGAUGUUCAAGAAAUACCCGGAGGAGAAGCAGCAUCGGGUUUUUGCCGUGGAGGACAAAUCAACCCAGUUCAGCUACGGGAUCGAGAUGAUGUUCCGAGAGAUUAUCCCCAAGGUGAAGAGGAUCCAUGGCAAUGAUGGUCUUAUUUUCACCUGUCGUUCGACGCCGUACAAGAUUGGUACGGACGAGCACAUUCUCAAAUGGAAGCCGCCGAAUGAGAACAGUAUCGAUUUCCGCAUGCGCCUCGAGUUUCCCCUCCUUGAACCCGAUACGGACGAUGAAGCGGAGGGUAUCCAUGAACCCUAUCCGGAUUACGAUGCCAUGCCUAUCUUCCACCUCUUUGUUCUCUACAACCAAGGCGAUUAUCGCCUCUUCGGCGAGAUGUACCUCACGUCGGAAGAAUGGGAGAAUCUCAAGUCCCUUCAGAAACCGCUAGACGACACAAUCGUCGAGUGUUACCAAGACGAGCAAGGACGCUGGAGAUUCCUCCGCUUCCGCGACGAUAAGAAAGAUGCGAAUCACAUCUCUACUGUUGAGAAGGUGCUCGAGAGUAUCCGAGACCGGGUCACGGAAGACGACCUCAUCCGUGCUGCGCCGGCUAUCAAAGCUGCAUGGAAACGAAGACAGGCACAAGCUGCAGCAGAGGAAGAAGAACGGAGACGAAGAGUACACGUGAAUGGGAACGGAGUGAAGAGGAAAUUCGAGGAAUGAGAGAAGAGAAGAUCAGAAGACAGUUUCUUUUUUUUUUUUUUUUUGGUCUCACAGAUCCCUUCCCUCUCUCUCGACUCCUAUACCGAGCCCCCCAAUUUUUCCCCCAAACAACUCAAUACCAUGUGUAAACUCAUUUCUCGAAUUGCCAAUUCGCAAAUGCAAGGUGCCCGGCGUUCAUGGAUAGGAUCCUCAUUAUAUUCAUCAUUUUUUUUUUAUAUCAUUGACUUCGUCCUCUUUUCUCCAUUUAUGGUACUCAAGGAAUCCAGAACCGCAUAUAUCCAUCCCUUCCUCCCUUUUCUUUUUAUCAUUUUGAUUUUUCUAUGGUGCACGAGGAUAACAGGGUAGGCGGGCAAUAAAAACAUCGGAUCGGUGGCGGAAUACUGCGUUG
This is a messenger RNA of Paecilomyces variotii, 2065 nucleotides long. RefSeq names its product mRNA capping enzyme, guanylyltransferase subunit. The transcript has a single exon. Gene Ontology annotation, biological process: 7-methylguanosine mRNA capping. Gene Ontology annotation, molecular function: mRNA guanylyltransferase activity; ATP binding. The coding region runs from base 448 to 1677 and encodes 409 amino acids. The record is from RefSeq and is a predicted model, not a curated record. Gene Ontology annotation, cellular component: mRNA capping enzyme complex. NCBI's taxonomy places the organism in Eukaryota, Fungi, Ascomycota, Eurotiomycetes, Eurotiales, Thermoascaceae.